AUGAACAUCCACAUGAAUUCAACAGGAAGAAGUGAAGACCUGUCUACAUUCAACGCAUCCACGACCCCAACAACUGAAGACAGAAAUGAGUACAACUUCAUCCGAUGCAUCCUACUCGUCAUAACGACCAUCCUACUUCUGACCCUCAACCCGCUGUGUCUUGUGGUCCUGAGGCAUGUCCGUAGCAUCCAGGAAACAACUAAGAUAUUCCUCAGAUCCAUGACGAUUGCCGAUCUCGGCAUGGGACUCUUCCAAGCUCUACCGAUGACUGUACUUGCAAUUUCCGAGACUGAGCAUAUUGGCGAGGUGUUUUGCCAAGUACUGUCAUUUGCUGGUGAAAUCUUCAUCUACGGUCCCCAGAUGUCAAUCCUGCUGCUGACUGUGGAUCGCUACAUUUCCGUGGUGUACGCGUUGCGCUACCCAUCUCUUGUAACUGUGAAGCGGGCUCGAAUAUCUGUCUGCUUACUCCUGUUCACCUACGUGCUGCCUGUCCUGACAAACAGUUGGCUUAAUGUGCUCAUCUAUUAUCUCAGAAACCAAGACUGCCGUCGAGUGACCCAUGAUCUUCUGAUAUCGAACUAUCGAUCCUGUAAACGCUGCCUGCCAUUGGUUGCAAACUGA
Molecule: messenger RNA, 621 nt
Organism: Patiria miniata (bat star)
Lineage: Eukaryota; Metazoa; Echinodermata; Asteroidea; Valvatida; Asterinidae
Product: beta-1 adrenergic receptor-like
Exons: 2
Coding region: 1-621 (206 amino acids)
Biological process (GO): G protein-coupled receptor signaling pathway
Cellular component (GO): membrane
Molecular function (GO): G protein-coupled receptor activity
Source: RefSeq, a predicted model, not a curated record